UGUAAAAGUCAAAGCGGGUCAAGUAAUUAAGAACGGAGGAAGUAUUUUUUUUUUCAUUAUUAGGAUUGUAGUCCAAUGGGCCAAAAAAUAAGAGCCCAAAGAAAGGGAAUUGAAUAAAGAGAGAAGAGAGAAGAGAGAAGAGAGCGCCAUUAACCCUGAAUUCAAAAAAAUAGUGAAUGAAGUGGAGUUGAUGUUGGCAACAAUGGCGAUGGGUCUGGCGAUGGCUGAAGUGUAGAAUGUGGGAGUAAGUGUGUUGUUCAGAGAUGCAAUCAGAGGUUUUUCCAUGCCAUGGACGGGGACCCUGACGUUCCGGCCCCACUGCUGAGUUCCACCACCCGCUCCGUCAACUUCAACUCGUCUUCUUCUUCUUCUUCUUCUUCUUCUUCUUCUACUGCUACUGCUACUUCUUCUCAACCUGAUUUUCUCCGUAAUGUCCAAGCCGCUUUCAAACGCCACCGUUCCAUUGGUACAAUGCAAUCAACUAACUUGUUACCGAGACGUAGUGUGCCACCACAACCACAAAGGGAGACGCCCAAAAGUUCACUGCAUAAUUCUGGUUUAAAAGUAGAGACCAAGAGGUCUGUUGAAAUUGCUUCUCAACCCAAGAAUUUCGACGCCCACACGAAUGAGAGAUCGUCUGUCAUCGAUCCUCAGGAAGAUGCCUCACUUACGCCUCCUUCCUUCACCGGUACUAUCACCAAUACCUAUGAUGACAAGUAUAAUCCCUUUGGAGGGCACAUCAAGGAUGAUCAACUAAACUGCAAAGCUGGUGUUGACAUCAAUGUUUCCUCUGCUGCACAAUCUAAACAUUGUCAAGUGCUGGAAGGUUCAAGGAAAGUCAAAUUUUCACAGGGAACUGAUGGUCAAAUGGCCACCAGAAUGGAUUUGGCCACCAGAUUGGACAACUUAUCUUCUCAUAUGGAUUCACUUGCAUUGACAGAAAUGGAGUGGGAGGCGGUUAAUCAAGCAGAGACAUCCAAUGUCAUUAACAAUGAACCAAAACUUCAGAAUCCUGUCAGCACUGAUGCAGAUGGCCGUUCGAGAGGUUAUGGGGUCUCUUCAGUACUAGCAGUAAAAAUGUCAUCUCUUCAGAACCAGCUGCACCACUUAAGAGAUUUCCUGCAUAAUGAUGUAAGCCAUCCAAUGACCCAAUCUUCUGUGGUGGGAUCAUCUUGUGUCACCACAACCUCUGUCCAUGGAACAUCUGCACCGAUGCUCAAUUCAACAACUCAUUCUUCAUGCCCUCAUCAAGAUAGUUCAGCAGUUGGGUCCUUACCUGAUGCCAAUCGGAUUUCUGAGAACAUAGCCCUAAGAGAUGGGAUGCAUCAAGCUUGCCCUACAUCCGUAAAUUCCAGCGGAGUUGAUGCUGACAGGGCACUCAGUGGAGCUCAAGCUUCAAGCUCUGCAACAAAUGCCUUAGCAGAAGUCAAAGAAAUCCAACAACAUAUCUUGCUGCAGCAAACUAAAGUACCCGCUGAUCCACCCCAAACUCAAAGCCAGCCCAUAAUGGAGAAAGGACAGGGGGCCGAUGCUUCACACAUCCCACCACCUAGCUCCUCAUCAAAGGACCUAUCUUCUAAUGUGAAGCUGGAGCCCUCUAAAUCAGAGAAGCAUGAAAAGGCACCAUCUCGGAAAAAGGGUUAUGAUCCUGACUUGUUUUUUAAGGUGAAUGGGAAACUUUAUCAAAGGCUUGGCAAGAUAGGAAGCGGUGGAAGUAGUGAAGUUCAUAAAGUUAUCUCAUCUGACUGUACAAUUUAUGCUUUGAAAAAAAUCAAGCUUAAAGGUCGUGAUUAUGCUACUGCUUAUGGAUUUUGUCAAGAGAUCCUGUAUUUAAAGAAGUUAAAGGGGAAGGAUAAUAUUAUCCAACUUAUUGAUUUUGAGGUUACGGAUAAAGCUUUACUGCAUGAAGUUAUGAACGGCUCCAUUUCUAACAAGGACAGCAGAGUCAAAGAUGAUGGAUAUAUCUACAUGGUUCUUGAGUAUGGAGAAAUUGAUUUGGCUCAUAUGUUAUCUCAUAAGUGGAGGGAAAUUGAAGGCACCAACUCAACUAUGGAUCAAAACUGGCUUCGUUUCUACUGGCAGCAAAUACUCCAAGCUGUAAACACAAUUCAUGAGGAGCGUAUAGUGCACUCUGACCUGAAGCCAGCCAAUUUUCUCCUUGUCAAAGGUUCAUUGAAGCUCAUUGAUUUUGGCAUUGCUAAAGCUAUAAUGAGUGAUACAACCAACAUCCAAAGGGACGCCCAGGUAGGUACAUUGAGUUACAUGUCACCAGAGGCAUUCAUGUGCAAUGAGAUUGAUGCAAAUGGAAAUACUAUUAAGUGUGGGCGCCCAUCAGACAUAUGGUCUCUUGGUUGCAUUCUUUAUCAAAUGGUUUAUGGAAGGACACCCUUUUCAGAAUACAAGGCAUUCUGGGCCAAGUUCAAAGUAAUCACUGAUCCCAGUCAUGAAAUCACAUACGGUCCAGUUUCCAAUCCUUGGCUUCUGGAUCUUAUGAAGAAGUGCCUUGCAUGGGACCGCAACGAAAGAUGGAGAAUUCCUGAGCUUCUUGAGCACCCAUUUCUUGUUCCUCCUAUACAUCAGCAGUUGCCCCCUGCACUAGAGCAAAACUGUAAAUUUAUUCAGCUGAUCACUGAAUCUUGUGCGAAUGAUGACAAAGUCCCAAGUCUUUGUUCUGAGCUCCAACAGUUACUAGAAGAUCCAACUGCCACAUCUCGAGAUCAUCAAUUUAAAAUACUAUCACAUAUUUCAAGCAUCUGUCAGCAACUCCAGCAGCACCUUACAAAGACGAGCUAGUCUAUAUGUAGAAGAGGAAUGUACAGUAGCAACAUUUCUGCUAAGCAUUUUGAAUCAUGUUCUCUUCUAACAUAACAUGUUUUGUGAAUAAGUAACGAUUUUAAAAAGUUGUCAUGGUGCUUUUCAACACUGGUUGAGUUUUGAUUUAUGAUUGUUGUACAAUCCUGUAAUCUCCAUGAAAUGAAUGUAGCUCCUAUUUGUUUUAA
Molecule: messenger RNA, 2999 nt
Organism: Chenopodium quinoa (quinoa)
Lineage: Eukaryota; Viridiplantae; Streptophyta; Magnoliopsida; Caryophyllales; Amaranthaceae
Product: 3-phosphoinositide-dependent protein kinase B-like
Exons: 6
Coding region: 289-2793 (834 amino acids)
Biological process (GO): protein localization to kinetochore; chromosome segregation; mitotic spindle assembly checkpoint signaling
Cellular component (GO): nucleus; spindle; kinetochore
Molecular function (GO): ATP binding; protein serine/threonine/tyrosine kinase activity; protein serine/threonine kinase activity
Source: RefSeq, a predicted model, not a curated record